Nothoprocta perdicaria is the source of this 1449-nucleotide messenger RNA. RefSeq names its product protocadherin gamma-B5-like. Gene Ontology annotation, molecular function: calcium ion binding. Gene Ontology annotation, cellular component: plasma membrane. The record is from RefSeq and is a predicted model, not a curated record. NCBI's taxonomy places the organism in Eukaryota, Metazoa, Chordata, Aves, Tinamiformes, Tinamidae. The annotation marks the transcript as partial. The transcript has a single exon. Gene Ontology annotation, biological process: homophilic cell-cell adhesion.
AUUGUUUCAGCUCAUCGGGGAGACUAGUUUCAUACGGUUCUCAGAAUAGCGCUCAGCAAAGCAAAGAAUGGAAAUGAGAUCGCGAGCGCAGCGCCAGGUAGUGCCUGGUCACAUCACGCUGCUGGCCGUGCUGCUGYCCCUCUGCUGCCCGGCGGCGCCGGAGCGGCUGCGCUAYGCGAUUCCCGAGGAAAUGRRSAGCGGCUCCGUGGUGGGGCCGCUGGCKCGGGACCUGGGGCUGAGCCCGGCAGACCUGCCCGCACGGCAGCUGCGCCUGGUCUCGGCGGCUAGAAGGCAGCUGAAAUACUUCUCGGUGAGUGCGGACACGGGGCACCUGUACGUGAGCGAGCGUCUGGACCGCGAAGAGUUGUGCGGCCACUCGGUGUCCUGUUCCGUUAGUUUCGAGGCUUUCGUGCAGAACCCWCUCAACGUUUUYCACGUCGACGUGGAYAUCCAGGACAUCAAUGACAACUCCCCGGUCUUCAGCAAGGCUGCUCUCGAUCUAGAAAUCGCGGAAUGGACUGAUCCCGGUGCGCGAUUUCCACUUGAGAUGGCGCAAGAUCCGGAUGUGGGAAGCAACUCGYURCUCASCUACCARCUCACCGAAAACCCYUCMUUCAGSYUGKMAGURAAGGAAAGYCCAGAUGGAAGYAGGCAGCCCGARCUSGUGUUACAAGCAGSUUUGGAUCGCGAGAAGCAGAGCUCGUUUGAGAUGGUGCUGACGGCGGUGGACGGCGGGUCUCCAGCGAGGUCGGGCACUGUCCAGAUUCRCAUCAACGUGACAGACGCSAACGACAACGCGCCYGUGUUCAGCAAAAGCAGCUACGAGGCGCGAGUGCGGGAGAAUGUGGCGACGGGCUCGCUGGUGCUGCAGGUGCGAGCCACGGACGCGGAUGCGGGCUCCAACGGACGAGUCUCCUACUCCUUCAGCAAUGUGCCCGACGCCGUCCGCGCUGUCUUCAGCAUAGACAGUGACAGUGGUGACAUCCGCAAUGUGGGAAUUCUGGAUUACGAGGAAUGGAAGGAGUACACCUUCGGAGUGGAAGCAAGGGACGGGGGUGGGCUGAGCAGUCACUGCAAGGUACAUAUAGAGAUCACGGAUGAGAACGACAACGCGCCCGAGAUAACGACGUUGUCUGUGUCGACCUCAAUACCGGAGGACUCCCCGCCCGGCACCGUCGUGGCCCUCGUGAACGUGCACGACGCGGACUCUGGCGAGAACGGGAAGGUGUGGUGCGAUCUGGAGGGCGAGUCGCCGCUGUCGAUCGUGGCGUCGUCGGGCAGCUCGUACAAGGUKGUGACGGCGAGCGCGCUGGACAGGGAGCGUGCGUCCGAGCACAACGUGACGGUGGUGGCGAGCGACCGGGGCAUCCCGUCGCUGUCGAGCCGCACGGCGCUGUCGCUGUCCGUGUCGGACGUGAACGACAACGCGCCGGUGUUCGAGGAAGCCGC